AUGAAAAAACGUAGCAGAGUUGACACAGAGCACCGUCCUUUCAAGUGCACACACUGCCACUGGGCUUUUAAGAAACUCUGCAGUUUGCAGAGUCACUUACAAACACACACUGGCCUCAAGCCACAUGUCUGUGAUAUAUGUGGCAAGGCUUACUCCCAUCAGGGCACGCUGCAGCAGCACAAGCGUCUACACACGGGUGAGAGGCCCUAUCACUGCCCCUUCUGUGUCAAGACCUAUAUCUGGUCCUCAGAUUACCGCAAGCACAUCCGCACACACACCGGUGAAAAGCCCUAUGUCUGUGACACGUGUGGCAAGAAUUUCAUUCGCUCCUCUGACCUACGGAAACAUGAGAGGAACAUGCACACUAAUGACAAGCCCUUCCCAUGCACGUACUGUGGCAAGACCUUCAAUAAACCCCUCUCCCUGAAGCGUCAUGAGCGUAAGCACCUGGGAGAGAGGCCCUUCUCCUGCCCUGACUGUGGGAAGGCAUUUGCUCUGGCCAGUCGUGUGGCAGAGCACCGGAAGAUCCACAUGGGAGUGCGCCCAUAUGUCUGCUCAGUGUGCUCCAAGUGUUUCACUAAGUCCUCCAACCUGACCGAGCAUGAGGCCAUUCACAGUGGAGCACGGCCCCAUAAGUGCACAGAGUGCGGUGUAGCAUUUGCCAUGGCUUCCCGCCUCAUCCGUCACCAGUACACCCACAGUAAAGAGAAACCCCACAGCUGCAUGGCCUGCAACAGGAAUUUUAGCCAAUUAAAAACACUGAGGCUUCACCAGGAGCAAACCUGUGCUGCAAGGAUCUUUGUUUGUGUGAAAUGUGACAAAUCUUUCCAGUGUGCCACAAAGCUUGCACAACACAUGCUGAGCCACAAGGAUAAGAACAUCUGA
This is a messenger RNA of Monopterus albus (swamp eel), 885 nucleotides long. RefSeq names its product zinc finger protein 648 (gene znf648). The transcript has a single exon. Lineage: Eukaryota; Metazoa; Chordata; Actinopteri; Synbranchiformes; Synbranchidae. Gene Ontology annotation, biological process: regulation of transcription by RNA polymerase II. Gene Ontology annotation, molecular function: DNA-binding transcription factor activity, RNA polymerase II-specific; RNA polymerase II cis-regulatory region sequence-specific DNA binding. The record is from RefSeq and is a predicted model, not a curated record. Bases 1 to 885 code for a protein of 294 amino acids.